This is a messenger RNA of Phlebotomus argentipes, 986 nucleotides long. Its product is annotated as corepressor interacting with RBPJ 1. Gene Ontology annotation, molecular function: transcription corepressor activity. Gene Ontology annotation, cellular component: nucleus. NCBI's taxonomy places the organism in Eukaryota, Metazoa, Arthropoda, Insecta, Diptera, Psychodidae. The coding region runs from base 120 to 986 and encodes 288 amino acids. Gene Ontology annotation, biological process: negative regulation of DNA-templated transcription. The record is from RefSeq and is a predicted model, not a curated record. The transcript has 2 exons.
AUGGCGUUGAAAGUCAGUGAAGUUUGACAGCUGAGAAGGGAAGAAAUUUCAUUGCGUGUUGUUUUGUAAGAAGAACAAGGAUUUUUUCUAGGAUAGCGGCGUGAAAAAGGGCAGAAAAGAUGGGGAAAGGUUUUAAUAACUACAUGUGCAAGAAGUUCUUUCAUCCAGCCUCGCGGGAUAAUCUCAAGAGGGUCUGGAUGGCUGAGCAGCAGGCUGAGGCGUACAAGAAGAAGCAAGAGGAGCUGCGGGCGCAGUACGAGAAGGAGCAGGACUUGCAUGAGAACAAGGCGAUGCUGAGCAAGGAGAGCAAGGACAAACUGAGCAUCAAUUUCAUGUACGAACCGCCGCCGGGUGUCCGGAAGGAGCGCGAGAAGGAGGACAACGAGCCGGAGUACAAGUUCGAGUGGCAGCGCAAGUACAAUGCGCCGCGCGAGAGUUACUGCAAGGGCGACACGGAGAUCCGGGAUCAGCCGUUCGGCAUCCAGGUGAGGAACGUGCGGUGCAUCAAGUGCCACAAGUGGGGCCACAUCAACACGGACAAGGAGUGCACCAUGUACAGCAUCUCCAUGAGCGAGGCGCGGAAGCUCCACUCGGAGGCCGAGGCGCAGUCCAUCAUGGCCAAGGGCGUUCUGGAGGAGCAGAUGAAGGAAGAUGGCUUGGCGAUGCGCAAGAGCGCCAUGAGUCUGCAGAGCUUCCAGUCUGGCCGCCUGCAUCAGCUCAUCCCCAGCGACGAUGAGGCCGAUGAGUCGGUGAAGAAGCCCGAAAUGGCAUUUCUCAAGUCACUGUCCACGGAGCAGAAGCGCAAACUCCUGCGGAAGCUGGAGAAGAUCGAGAAGAAGAGUCGCAAGAAGAAGAAAUCCAAGUCCAAGAAGCACCGUCGAGACUCCAGCACCUGUGAUGAGUCUGAGGAGGAGAAGAAGCGCUCAAGGAAGCAUCGAAGACAGUCCAGAAGUCGCUCGCGAACGCCAAAAAGGCACAGGAAGUAA